Molecule: messenger RNA, 892 nt
Organism: Candoia aspera
Lineage: Eukaryota; Metazoa; Chordata; Lepidosauria; Squamata; Candoiidae
Gene: SPC25
Product: SPC25 component of NDC80 kinetochore complex
Exons: 7
Coding region: 130-816 (228 amino acids)
Biological process (GO): chromosome segregation
Cellular component (GO): Ndc80 complex
Source: RefSeq, a predicted model, not a curated record
CUUUCCCCGCGAUGCGAGCCAAUGGCGAGCACCGUUCGCGCCCUCGCUCAGCCAAUAAUAUGGGGAAACGAUCGUUGAGUGUUGGCGGGAAAGUGGUUGGAAUUUUGAAUAAAAUAGCGCUCGGGAAUAAUGGCUGACAUGAAAGAUAAUGAUGAGCUGGCAAUGCUUGAAAAAGAAAUAAAGGAAUUUUGGACUAAGUUCAAAACUACUUGUUGCAGUGAGCCUAUUGAUCAGAUUUUGGGGUUACGAGAUUCAUGGUAUGAAUCCAUAAACAACCUUUCAGAUAAAUGGUCUAAAAGACUGAAAGAAGGAGAUGAAAUUAUCAACAAAUUCCAUGAGUAUACAAAUGAAGUCUGUCAGAAGAAUAAAUCAAUUGAAGAAAAACAAGCUAAAAUGUCAGAAACUCUUUCUAAUAUUAAAGAGGAGGAAAAACAAGAGACAGACUUGAUGAAAAGCAUUCAAGAGCUGAAGGAAGAAUUGAUCAGAAAAAGCGAAACAAAGCACAAUGCAGCAGAAGAAAUGGAGGAAAGGCUUCAUAAGGCUGAAAAACUAUUCAAAGAGAGGCUUGGGUUAGAGAUACGCAAAACAUGUGAUAAGCAUUUGCAGUUUGUAUUCCGCUGCAUUGAUCAUAAAGAUUUUGAAAAGCCAUACAUGCUUACUCUUUCCAUAAAUGAAGAGGGAGCAUACGAAGUGAUCUCUUGUUCUCCUCCCUUGGACUGCAUAGAAGAACUGCAGCAGAAAGUGAGAGAAACCAACAAUUUCUCUGCAUUUAUUGCCAAUGUUAGAAAAGCCUUCAUUGCUUUGACAUACCAAUAAUGCACUGCUUUUUCUCUAAAUCUGCCUUCAUAUUUUGUCACUUGUUGUUUAGGAAAAAUAAAAGUCUUGUAACUAC